AUGCUGAGUAUAGCUACACCUAUAACGAAAUCAACUAAGCUUUCCAAUCUCAUAAAUUAUAGACUUCGAAUCAUAUCUAAGGAUUCCCGAAAUAAUCGAAAUUAUAUUGGAACCUUGUUAGCAUUUGAUAAUCAUUUAAAUCUUGUUUUAAGUGAUGUUGAAGAAAUUAGAAUCACCAAUAAAUCAUUACAACAAUUAAGAUCAGCCAAUCCUAGUGGGGACAGUGAUGGUAAGAGUAAUGUGACAUAUGAUAAACGAUCACUUGGAUUGAUCAUCUUAAGAGGUGAACAAAUUGUAAGUUUAAGUAUUGAAAGUCCACCAUCCACUGAUUUAAAAUCAAGAUUAGGUUUAAAUAGAGGGGCAAAGUUAAAGAAAGGUAAGGGUGUUAUCAAACCAUUGAAGACUCCUGUUAGUGUCAAAUCAAAAGUGGCAGCUUCGACUACUACGAACAAAGGUACUAUUCUGAAAUAG
Molecule: messenger RNA, 471 nt
Organism: Scheffersomyces coipomensis
Lineage: Eukaryota; Fungi; Ascomycota; Pichiomycetes; Serinales; Debaryomycetaceae
Product: mRNA splicing protein
Exons: 1
Coding region: 1-471 (156 amino acids)
Biological process (GO): mRNA splicing, via spliceosome
Cellular component (GO): U4 snRNP; U1 snRNP; U4/U6 x U5 tri-snRNP complex
Molecular function (GO): RNA binding
Source: RefSeq, a predicted model, not a curated record